AUGCCGGCGACAUAUCGCAGGGAGAGAUCAUUUCUGCCAGUUCCCACCACUCGGCACCACCGUGCAAUUUCAGCCUCUAUUUCUCCUCUUGACUUGACGGAGGCUAACAUCAAGCAGGUUUUAGACGAUGCCCGAGUUGAGUUAGCACAGCUCUUUGAUACUUCAGUGGGCAUAACAGGAAAAGUAGAACUUGCUGAUCUUGAUGGACCCUAUAUGAAGAUCAGAAUUGGAGGCAAAAUUUGGCAUAAACGUUCUACUGUGUUAUCCAGGCUUGGCAAUUACUUGAAGCAGAGGAUCUCUGCAAUCUUGGAGGUAGAUAUAGAAGAUGAAAAGCAGUUGGAUGAUAGCCCUGAAAACUUUUGA
Fraxinus pennsylvanica is the source of this 363-nucleotide messenger RNA. Lineage: Eukaryota; Viridiplantae; Streptophyta; Magnoliopsida; Lamiales; Oleaceae. The record is from the annotation of a GenBank genome assembly.